GGCGAGGGCGAGCAUCUUGUUCCCGAUUCGGCCUAGCGCUCUCCGUGGCAGACAGGCACACGCCAAAUGCAGACGGACCCGAACAGUUCACUUGCCGACGUCCUCCCUCUACUCUCUCGCUUUCCGUACGCUUGCAGCGGACUUGCCCCGGGUCCUGCGCGCUUAGUUCUAUGCAGCAGAACGGAGCCCGAAUUGGAUCCGCUCGAGCAACAGCCUGCCCCAGUCUCGCCUCGAUGCAGCGAUGAGCCAGAACUCUCCCGUGAAAGGCCAACACCAUGGACGUGGAAGACCAGUACAUGAAAGAUCUCUUCGGAGAGGCUGAACACGUGCCGAGCAUCACAACAUCGGCCCCCGCCGCCAAAGGGCUCGCCCAGAGACUCGAUGCGCUUGCCUCAAGCAAUUGCUGCAGGUUUGUUCUCUCACGCUUGUCUGUCCCACCCGGUCCCUGUGCCUGAUGAGAUGGAACCGUAGUAAGAUCGCCUGGUCGCGCUUCGGAUGCAUAGCUAGCGUCGCCGAGGAUGCCAGGCACAUCAACUUGCGCGUGCUCAUGCGAAAUCCAAAAUCUGGCGAGUGGACAUUACCCAAGCCCACCGAGAUAUGGCCGUCCAUGCCAGACAGCCACGAGAUUGUGCACCUGGCCUACAGUGCCAUGGGAAACGAUCUCGCCGUCGUGGACUCGGGAGGACGGAUUAUGCUAUACACCACAGGUCUCACACUGGGUUCCAUGAUACCGGUGCACGUCGCUCUCAACGACAGCUCGGACGAGAUGAACACAAUAGUUGGUAUGCACUGGCUUCCUGUCUUUCUGCACAACUCAAAGGUAUUUUCGUUUUUCUUCAGGUCUGCUAGCCGAAACAGCGACACCUGGACUGCGAAAAUUCAACAGUAUCACACACCUGGACCGCAUAACCCGCUCGAAGGCAAAUCCGCUCUCGUUUGUCUGACACGAAAGGGCACGCUGCGGCUGCUGUGGCAGGCGCGAAACAACCAGUGGUCCGAGACGACCGUCGAGCUUGAAGACGCGUCUUUGGCAACAAGCUGCUCAUUCACACACGCAUCCUUCUCUCCGGAAAAUGAUGGUCUCCUUCUUAUCGCACACCAGCUCUGCAGAGCGACGCGCUUAUACCAACUAAGGAUUAACUGGAAUAUGCCACCUAAGCAAGAAAAUGACUCGCAAAAUUUAACAGCUCUUCCGAAUCCCGUGUUAGACGUUAGGUCUCUUCUCGAAGAGCACUUCAUGUCCCCUCAGAACUUGCCCAACCACUCUCAAGACGACACCCUUGCCACGACAAACGGCAACAACGUUGAUUCAAUGUACGAAUUUCAUCUGGCCAAGUUGCUAUUUGUGCCACCUGCCCCAGACCAAGGUACGAAAGAACCGACGCUCCAGACCAUCCUGGCCGUUUUUACUAUCGUUCCUCCAUCUCAUGAAGGAAUGAUGGUGGAUCCUUCGCAGCGUUGGGGCCUGGCAAGCACGAUCAUUUCUCGUUGGGAAGUGCAAAGAGACGUGGGAGACAAUCUCUCAACGUGCUUUGAUCAGCUCAGCGUGAAAAAAAAGGCUGCUGCUGGGGUGCCGCUUAAACAUGGUACGAGACUGAAGAGGCUAGACGAUGUUGUUGUAUCGCCUGCGGUGUUGAUGAUCACACCUGUAAGGAAUAACACGAUGUUUGCAUUGACUCUAAGCGACGGCAGCGUCCAGUUCAGAUAUCGCAACACCAUGGACGUCGUUCUCCCGGACGAGAGCCCUGAUGAAGUACAGAGCUUGACCCAGAGCGGCUUCUCAUUUCACCACAUCGAUCCAUGUUUGCACACCGCGUUCUCGCCAAGCGCCUGUGUUUUGGCAACCCUGACUGCUGAGGGUCAGGUCAAACUGGAGAAAAUGCAGUAUACGAACAGCUCACUGAACGAUAUUGAUGAAAACGAUUCGAAACAUGAUGCAAUUGCAGCGAUCAUCGCAUUGCAGUAUAGCUCGGCGUGCAUGCAGUAUAAGGUUACGGACGAUAUCCUUGCGAUCUUACCUGCAAAUCUUGGCACUUCACUCACGCGCAUGAUUGUUGCGUUAUGCAUGAGGUUUUUGAACGUAGAAUUCGAUGUGAUCUCCGGCGACUAUCAGCAACAGAUUUUACCCUUGUUCCGCAACCAUCUAUCUUUCAGGUGCUUCAGCUUGCAAAACGCCCUAGGAGCAGCGGACAAGACGGGCCCAAGAAAGUUGUCCGCAAGGCUUGCUUGGAUAACGCUCAAUCUGCGACAUGUAUCACAGAGUAUUUUCUUUCACUUGAGGUCGGACCAAGCCCUGAAAUAUGAUUCGGCGAUCAGUUUUGUCGGUCUUUUCAAGUGGUAUCUCGACCUUUGCUGCUAUUUGCUGCAAGAACUCAACAGUUUGCACUACGCCAUCAAGCAUGAAGCGCAUCUAGGUCGGCCUGGGCGAGAAAAGGACCGAGACUGGAUACAGGAGCAGAUCCAAAAGCGUCACAGUCCGGCAAUGAUCCUUCUUCUCUCAAGCAUGCCUCGCGUCUUCCUGCGCAUGACAUUUCGCCCAUUGCGCCACGGAUACAUGCACGCCUCGAAUGGUUUUAGAUCAUCCACAGCAAUGGAGCAAAAAAACGCGUUUCACAAGCUCUUGAACACAUUCCAUAACUCGCCUGUGAAUCAGCAAUCCUUCGGUGCCCUGGAAGACUUUAUAAACGAGAUUGACAUCAGCAUCAAGAAUGCCUAUAAAACUGCAUCUCUUUCCGUACAGGAUCGUUCCGCUAUCGAAAAAGAUAUGUUGCUAACGCUGAGGAUACCGCCUGUUCUUAUGCCCACUGUCACGGCGAUCCUGACCGUCUCCCUCGAUGGUUUGAUGUCCAAGGUUGACCCGGGCAAGGUACACAUCCAUGACAUAAGCUGGCUAGGUUUGACGGAUGACCAUCGAACCAAGAAAUUUAAUGAGAGCCGCACCAUCGAUGUUAUACGGAAGGUGCCACUUGUGAGUACCGUCAAGUUGAGAGUUUGUCCUAGAUGCGGUAGCGUGAUGGAGGAUCUGGCCCACGGGGUGGGACAUCACCAGCCUUGGGUUUUGCAAAGUCAUAAGAUUUGUGUAUGUUUAAGUAGUUGGGCUAAUCCUGAUGGAAACUAGGGGAAGGAUGGCAUGAGAGCUUUGUUCGCUAUGGACUCAAGAUUUUGGAUGAACACAUUAUUGCUGCGAAUCUUAAAAUCUCUGAUCAGUUUGAAGUAUCGCCUUUCUGGCGCUGCACUCAACAUUCGCACAAAUAAUAAAAACACAGAGCAGUAUCUAAAAUGGUAUCCUUAAGACAUCAUUUCUAUUUGACGAACAGGCCGAAUGUGUCUUCCA
Molecule: messenger RNA, 3334 nt
Organism: Verruconis gallopava
Lineage: Eukaryota; Fungi; Ascomycota; Dothideomycetes; Venturiales; Sympoventuriaceae
Exons: 7
Coding region: 455-3118 (887 amino acids)
Biological process (GO): positive regulation of DNA-templated transcription
Cellular component (GO): mediator complex
Molecular function (GO): protein binding
Source: RefSeq, a predicted model, not a curated record